AUGGCAGAGGCCACAGAGGACCGCGAGGAGUGCAUUGAGAAAGUGCGGGAAAAGUUGGAGUUCCUGCUGUCACGCGACAACCUGCAGGAGGACUGCUUCAUCCAGAUGAACAUGGACUCGCAGAUGCAGAUCCCACUCCCGAUCCUCGCUGGCCACCAGCAGUUCGAGGAAAUGGGGCAAAUUGUAGACAUUGCUACUCUUUUCGAGGCGUCGCUUCGCUCCGAGCAAGUCAUUGUUGACAAGGAGAGUAUGCAGAUCAAGCCCGUCUUGAAGAGCAAGCGGAACACGGUCAUUCUCCACGAUCUUCCCGAGGCAAUUGCUGAGGAGGAGCUGCGACACAAGCUUUUGAGUGACGGUUCCACUGGCAUCAAUGGCCCAUGUCGAAGCACAGUCGGCAGCUCGGGCAUGUUGAUGACGAGUGUCUGGACAAAACGAGUCACACAGGCUACGGCAGAGUUUGAUGAGUUUGCUGCUGGUGAUCAUGUGCAUGUGUGGAGUUCCUCGGCCAAGAGGUGGUUUGACGACGGCGAGGUGCAGGCGAUUGCACCUGAUGGCUCCAUCACCGUGCGCUUCAACAAUUCUCGGCCGGCGUGUAAGGAGGUGCCCCAGCGCCAGGCUCACAAGGUCCUGCGUAAGCUGUCCGCGGCCGCCACGCGCCGCACUGAUCCGCGGGCCGUCCUCCGCCAGGCAAUUGGUACAGGCCUCGGGCCGCGUGACGCCAAGCGACGCUGCGAGAAGGUCUUCGCCCAGUGCGCGGCAGGUGGCCGGUCCGUCUCUCAGGGGAAUCUGAGCCAGUUCUUGCAUUCGCUGGGUCACGCCGCCCGUGCAUCACUGCUCUCUGCGCUUUUUGCGCGUUCCGAAGAGAAGGACGACGCUGUAGACUUCCAGAACUUUGCUUCCUGGAUCUACUCUGGACGCGGGCAGGCUGUACAUCUGGCUCGCGCGGCCAUUCAAGAGGAUCCUGCAAAAAGAGCAGAGGCUCCGGUUUGCGUCAGCAAGCCGGCUUACAAGGCGUUGAGCCCUGGCCGCAAGCGGAAGGCCGAAGCUCCGGCAAGCGCAAGCCUGGCGCAGAAGUGCAGCAGGCUCGAGGAGGCUCCUGCAAGCAAGGGAAAGCAGAUCUUCGAGGGAUGUGCUGUACUGGUCUGCGGCCGAGGAGGCACCGCCAUGUCUUCCACACGGAAGCAACUGCUAGAGGCUCGAAUUUGCGAAGCAGGAGGCUCUCUUCGCGAGUCCUGGGACGACGCAGUGACACACGUGGUGGUAGCGGGCCGAAUGCCAAGGGCCGUCUUGAUGCAGGACUACCCAGAUGCCAGACAUGGUCCUGGUUUUCAAGCGGUCGUCACUGAUGCCUGGGUCAGCGAGUCUCUGGUCCUACAACGCCGACUACCAGAGGGACGCUAUGUGUGGCGACCCUUGAUGGAGAGCGAUGGCGGUGUGCCAGCCAAGCAGGAAGGAGACUCCACGCAAUCGCUUAUCAAGAAGGAGAAACCUCAGGCACAUGUCCCCGUGACCGAAUGUGCUGGCGAGUCCGGGUGGGGUGUCUUUGCUUCGCCAGAUGACCUGCGUGCAAAGAUCGUGGAAGAGUUCCGCACCUGCGCUGCAGCUUGGGCAGUGCGUGGCGACAAGUGGCGCUCCUGGCAGUACAAGAAGGCCGAGCAGCUGGUUGCCCAGCUGCGCGGCACGUUGCAACGGGAGGAGCUCUCCCAUUCUGGGCUGACGGCAAAGUUCGUGCAGAAAUGCCAGGAGAUCCAGGAGAAGGGCUGCCUGCAGCAGGCAGAGGGUUUCCGGAAGGAUGCGGACGUCCACUCGCUGUUAGAGAUGACCAGGAUACACGGCGUCGGCCCUGCACUGGCGCAGACAUGGCUCAGGUGCGGUGCACGUUCGAUUGCAGAUGUCCGCCUGCGUGUGGAUUCGCUGCCGGGUACUGCCGGUGGCCCUGCGACUGGAUUGACAAAGGCUCAGCGUUUGGGACUGCGUUUCGUGGAUGAUUUUCAGGUGCCGAUCUCCCGCUCGGAGGUGGAGCGCGUGCACUGCGCUGUGCAGCGGGCCGCCGAGGCUGCCAACUGCCUUGCGACAGUGGUCCCUUGCGGUGCCUACCGCCGUGGAGACGUGCUAUGCUCGGGGAUGACGCUGGUGGUGUGUGUCGAAGGCGACGGUCCAGUGGAAUCCGAUGCUGCCGCAUAUCUUCUUGCCAUGGAGUCUGGCGGCGUGAUCGUUGCCGAUCUUAGCAAUAAUGCUCCUCACUCUCCGAAACCUGUCAGGGUGCCUGGGGAUGAUGACCCAACAGGCUCGGCCCAGGCAUGCCUCUGUGUGGUACGGGGCUCUCCCAUCGAAGGAGAGCCCAUGAGAUACAGGCGGUGCGACUUUGUGUUUUGCCGCCGCGCUGGCCUGCCCUUCAUCACUCUUCAGUGGACCGGAAGCGAUGGGGGCCUUUUCAACAGGGAGAUGAAGCGCAUUGCGGCACUCCGCGGACUCCACCUCUCGCACACUUACAUGUGCAAGGCUGAUCGAGAAGGCGCUCGUGGUCGCCAGGUUGGGGAGAUUUGUCGUGCUGGUGCCAAAAUGGAAUGUCCCGAUGAACGGGCCAUAUUUGCCGCCAUUGGUCUCUCGUACAGGCCCCCGGAACGGCGAGAAGUGGAUGCUGAGCUUCUGGCUGCAGUGGAAGAGGCCGCGCGCGAGGCCCCCGAGGCUCUCCGCCAGGUCAAGCUGGAGCUACAUGGCCUAGAGCCAAGUGAAAGCACCAGACUGUCAAGCUUGAAAUGCCCGAAGCAUUCGACUCGCCGCGAGGAGUUGCACAACCUGUUCGAGAAGUGUCCUGCAGCGGAGUCCCUGGUGUCGAUCAAGCCUGAUGUUAACAACACGGCUUUCGUCGCCUUCAAAUCCGACAUGGAUGCAACGGAUGCAGCUUUGUGGCUCAGAUCCCAGAAGCUUCGGGGGAACGCAGUGAAGUGCUCCAUCAAGUCGGAACAGUUUCUGCGCAGCUUCUUUCCGAUGCAGCCCAUGCCCGGCUUUCCGACCCAUGGUGUACCUCCGUGGGCUGCCGCGAUGAACUACCAGGUGUGGAAUGCCAAUGCUACCAGUGGCUGGGCCGUCGGAGUUCCCGGACAGCCCACCUGGAUGUCUCCAUCGCCUGAUGCGGGCAAGGAUGGAAAGGGCAAGGGAAAGGACGUUGCGGACAAGGGACUCUUCAAGGGCAAAGGCCUGAUGAAGGGUACCGACAAAGGCAUCGACAAGGGUGUGGACAAGGGCGGCGACAAGGGCCACAAGGGAAAAGGCAAAGGACCUGGCAAGGGCUUCGACAUGGGCUUUGACAAGGGGUUCGACAAAGGGUUCGACAAGGGAAAAGGCAAAGGCAAGGCUGAGGGGAAAUCCCGCUCCAUGAGCAAGGGAGAAGCCGAUUUUCAGGCUUUCCAGAGCCCGACCGACAUGGGCAAGGGCGCUGACACCGAUGACGAGAACCUGGGGUACCAGCAUGACUUCCGGCGGUACAGCAGACAGCAGAUCGUUGAGAUUUGCAGCAAGAUGGAAGUUGUGGACAAGCCAGAAAGCUACAAGAAGAUAGAAGCCAAGUUCCCGGACUUGGCACUCUUCAGCGACACACCCAACAAGGAUUGGGCACCGCUGCCAACUCCUGUCGACAGCUUCCUCGGUUCUGAAAGCCGCGGGACCAGGACUGGGACUGGCGAGGACAGCGACCUCGACGGAGCACCCAGGGGCCGUGGCCGCAAGGAGCGCGGCAGUCGGACAUCCCGUUCAAGGAGCGUGGAUCAGCAGCCCGAGACGCAGGAGGCCAGCCCAUCAGAUGACUGGGAAUGGAACGACUGGCAUGACAACUCUAAGGACGAGUGGUGGUCAGAGCGUUGGCACCACGCAGACGACUGGUAUGGCCGUGGCAAGAUGCAGUGGGUUGCAAAGACUGCCUCAGCAGGUGCCGCAGCCGAUGAGGCAAGCAGCGCCAGGCGAAAGCCUAGCUGGGCCGAGAAGGCCGCUGUGCCAAAUUUGCUCCAUCAGCAGCUCGUGCCAACCAGAGCCUCUAGACGCUCGGCGUAUUUUGCCGAGUCAGGAACCUGCUCCGUUGCAAGGGGCACCCUUGUCAACAGCAUGUGCUGCAAGCUGUCUGGACUCCGCAGACUCUGUGUGCAAGGCGGCAAAAGGUUCUGGCACGCAGAGGCACAGCCGUUACUUGAUGUGGUUGGUUUCAAGCUGCCCUGA
Molecule: messenger RNA, 4212 nt
Organism: Symbiodinium sp. CCMP2456
Lineage: Eukaryota; Dinophyceae; Suessiales; Symbiodiniaceae
Source: the annotation of a GenBank genome assembly